Anguilla rostrata (American eel) is the source of this 3679-nucleotide messenger RNA. Its product is annotated as nidogen-1-like. The record is from RefSeq and is a predicted model, not a curated record. The transcript is spliced from 18 exons. Gene Ontology annotation, molecular function: calcium ion binding. Bases 179 to 3655 code for a protein of 1158 amino acids. Gene Ontology annotation, biological process: cell-matrix adhesion. Lineage: Eukaryota; Metazoa; Chordata; Actinopteri; Anguilliformes; Anguillidae.
UCCGCCUGAUCAACUCCUCCCACACUCCGCUCUGUUCAACUUCUAGGAAAAAAUUGCGCUUCUUUCUCAAAGUCCUUCCUCGGGUUUAGGUCACACUGACCAAAACGGUAUCCCUUCAAACGGAUAUCGCUCACGAAGAAGCAGAAUUUUCUGCUCGGGGUCCAGCGCCGUAUCGACAAUGGGUUUGCAGCGACAAGGAUGGUUGCGUUGGACGACCCUCCUCGCGCUUGCGGUUUCGGUGAACUGCGUGCGCCGGAGCGAGCUCUUCCCGCACGGCGAGGGCGCGGGGGACCGUGCGCUUCCGCCAGGGAAUGAUCACACGCAGGAACUGCCACUCGACAAACCUGUGCUAUUCUACGAUGGGAAAUUUGACAAAGUUUAUAUCAACACCAAUGGGUUUGUCGCCACGGGGCAGCCUGCCCCGGAGUCCGAGUACCUGGGGAACAUGCCUGCCAGCUUCGGCAUGAUCGCCGCCCUGGUGGGGGACCUGGACACCAGCGACGGGCUGGGGCAGGUGUACUACCGCCAGGACUCCAGCCCCGCCGUCCUGCGGAAGGCCGCCGAGCACAUCAACCGCGCCUUCCCCGAGGACGACGAGGUGGAGCCCAGCCAUUCGCUGGUGGUCACCUGGGCGGGCGUGGCCCCCCAUGACCCGCAGAAUGGAGGAAAUCAGCAGCGCAACACCUUCCAGCUGGUGAUAGCGUCGGGCGAAACGACCUCCUACGCCAUCCUGCUGUAUCCGAGCGAGGCGAUGCAGUUCCACGCCACGCCUUUAGUGGGCAGGAGAGAGCCCCUGCAAGCCGGCUUCGGUAAAGGACUGGUGAAGUUCCUCAUCUGGAGCACCCGUCAGGGCCCGUACUACCGGAUCACCACAGAGGAAGAGGACUCUGUCAGAAAGCUAUCUGAGCAAACAAACUCAGGAAAGCCGGGCGUGUGGGUGCACGAGAUUGGGACGGCCCCCUAUUUCACGGCCAUUGCCCCCGGCGAAGUGACCGAGCUGCCCAAGGAGGUUCUGGCAGUUAGCCGUGGGGAGAAGGUGUUGUUCCAUGGCCGGAUGGGCCCGUACCAGCCGGGCCCUGUGGAGCCCCAAAGGCCAGUCUACCCCCGGCCUGAAGAGCAGCACCCUCAGGAGCCUUACGAGGACCCCAUCGCUCACCACCCCAUCCGGGUCCACGCCGUCCAGGAACCGGUCCACCCCGUCCAGGAUGCGGUCCACCACGCCCAGGUCCGUCCGGUCCACCCGGUCCAGUUCCAGCCGCAGAACCCUGAAAUAGUGGUGGUGGACGACAGCGACAUUAAUGUAGACGUGUUCUCCUACAACUUUGAGACCUGUGCUAACAACAGACAGAAGUGCUCCACCUUCGCCGACUGCAGAGACUAUCCCAACGGCUACUGCUGCCACUGCCGGCCUGGCUUCUACGGCAACGGCAAGCAGUGCGUAGCAGAAGGCAAGCCCCAGAGGAUGAAUGGGAAGGUGAGUGGGCGGGUGUUCGUGGGGACCUCCCCCUCCCCGGUGGAGCUCAGCGGCAACGACCUGCACUCGUACGUGGUGGCCAAUGACGGGCGGGCCUACGUGGCCAUCAGCACCAUACCCCCUAGGCUGGGCCCCUCCCUGCUCCCCCUCUCCUCCCUGGGCGGGGUCAUCGGCUGGGCCUUCGCUCUGCAGCAGCCCGGACACAAGAACGGCUUCAGCAUCAUAGGCGGGGAGUUCACGCGGCAGGCUGAAGUGACCUUCUUGCCUGGCAACGAGAAGCUGUCCAUCAAGCAGGAGUUCAAGGGCAUCGACGAACACGACCACCUGCUUGUCAACACGGACCUGGAGGGCACAGUGCCCGAGGUUCCACCGGGCACCACCGUGGAGAUAGACCCUUACUCCGAGAUCUACCAUUACAGCAGCAGCCUGAUCACGUCGUCUGCCACGCGCGACUACGUGCUGACCCUGCCCGGCGGCACCAGGGAGACCAGGACGUUCCAGUGGAGGCAGACCAUCGUGUUCCAGAGCUGCCCGCACGACGAGUCCGGCAGGAACGCCGUCCCCACGCAGCAGCUCUCCGUGGACCAGGUCUUCGUCAUGUACGACUCCGGCAACCAGCUCAUCCGCUAUGCCAUGAGCAACAAGAUCGGCUCCAUCCACGGUGGGGAGCCAGAGGAGAACCCCUGCUUCACCGGCCGACACGGAUGUGACACGAACGCCAUCUGCCGCCCGGGCCAGGGCUCGCAGUUCACCUGCGAGUGCGGGACCGGGUUCACCGGCGACGGGCGCAGGUGCUACGAUGUCGAUGAAUGCAGAGAGGACCCGCAGGUGUGCGGCCCCAACGCGCUCUGCAGCAACCAGCCCGGUACCUUCCGCUGCGAGUGUGCGGACGGCUACCAGUUUGCGCUCGACGGCAGGACCUGCGAAGAAGCCGACCGGCCCUCUGACCACUGCCAGGAGGGCACGCACAACUGCGACGUUCCGGAGCGCGCUCAGUGCAGCUUCACGGGCGGGUCCUCCUACGUCUGCUCCUGCCUGCCCGGCUUCCUGGGGGAUGGGCGUAGAUGCCAGGAUAUUGAUGAGUGUCAGCAGCAGGGCAGGUGUCACCGGGACGCCGUGUGCUACAACACUCAGGGCUCCUUCACCUGCCAGUGCAGGCCUGGUUUCCACGGCGAUGGUUUCCAGUGCUCCUCUGGGCAUGAGAAGACCCAGUGUGAGCACCAUCGGGACACCGUCCUGGCCUCGUCUGGGGUUGGGCCCCGAGGCCCGAGGCCCCUCCCGGGGCAGUACGUGCCCACGUGCGAUGCCCGGGGUGCCUACGAGCCCAUGCAGUGCCACGGCAGCACCGGGCAGUGCUGGUGUGUGGGCCGCAAUGGUGGCGAGAUCCCUGGCACCCGGACAGGGCCGGGCAGCACGCCCAUGUGCAUUGAUCCGGACGUGCCUCCGGUCCCGGUGGGCCCCACCCCCCGGCCGGAUGUGCACCCCCUGCCCCCAGGAACCCACCUGCUGUUCGCCCAGAGCGGCAAGAUCGAGCACGUCCCGCUGGAGGGCUACGACGUGAAGAAGGACCAGGCCAAGGCUGUGCUGCACCUGCCCGAGAAAGUGGUGAUUGGGGUGGCGUAUGACUGUGUGGAGAAGAUGGUGUACUGGACUGACAUCACAACCCCCGCCAUCAGCAGAGCCAGCGUGCAGGGGGGAGAGCCCACGCCCAUCAUCACUGCAGACCUAGAAAGCCCUGAGGGCAUUGCCGUGGACCACCUGGGCCGGACCCUGUUCUGGACGGACUCCAUGCGGGAUCGGAUCGAGGUGGCCUCUCUGGACGGCACCAAGAGACGCGUGCUGUUCGACACGGACCUCGUCAAUCCCCGAGCCAUCAUCGCUGACCCUGUCCAUGGGUACCUCUACUGGGCCGACUGGAACCGGCAAGCUCCCAAAAUCGAAGCCUCCUACAUGGAUGGGACCAACCGGAAGGUUCUGGUGAAGGAUGACCUGGGGCUGCCCAACGCUUUGACCUAUGACCCUCAGAGCUCCCUGCUGUGUUGGGCGGAUGCCGGGACCCACAAGGUGGAAUGCAUGAACCCCACCCGCAGCGACCGCAGGACCGUGCUGGAGGGCAUUCAGUACCCCUUCUCAAUGGUGUCCUUUGGGAAGAACCUCUACUACACCGACUGGAAGAGGUAGGCAUUCUCCCAGCAUGCUUUGCAG